Stereum hirsutum FP-91666 SS1 is the source of this 1806-nucleotide messenger RNA. RefSeq lists its product as uncharacterized. The record is from RefSeq and is a predicted model, not a curated record. Lineage: Eukaryota; Fungi; Basidiomycota; Agaricomycetes; Russulales; Stereaceae. Bases 1 to 1806 code for a protein of 601 amino acids. The transcript has 5 exons.
AUGCCCCCCAUCCUCUUGCGAGUCGUCAUCUUUUUUGUUGUUGUCAUUUCCCUACCCACCACCGCCCUUUCUUCUACCAAUUGGAGCGCAUGUCUCGCUACAGUCCAAAACUCCACCAACACUUCGGGCCUUUUCGACAAUUUUCACCAUCCCGUCACGAACGCUAGCCUCGCCACAGCCGUCAGCUACCAUACCUGCACCCAGACCUGCGGAUCUGGUGCCGAAUCCUUCGAAUGGUCCAUCUUCUCUCAGCAGUUCAGCGCAUGGCUGCUACCAUGGCUCGCGCUAUUCUCUCAACUUCCUUUCGGCGCUCGUCUUCGCUCAGACAACAUCAUGUCUGUCCUGCUCACCGUCGGAUCACCGGCUCUAGCAGGUUAUUCGCUCGCUGUGACCGUUCUCAACUCUCAAUGGCUCGCGAUAUCCGAAUACGAGGGAAGCGGGUUGUUGGCGAGCUUGGUGGUCUUGAGGGUGAAUGAUAGGUGGUGGAAGGAUUUGGCGGAGGGAUUGGAUUAUAUCCACACAUGGAGUGUGUCAGCGGCAGCGUCAAUCGCGUGGGUGCUCGUUGCCUAUCUGUUUACUGUCGCGGACUCGUUCUCCCAGAUCGCAGACGCGCUGAGCGAUUUGAAUUCCAACGGCGAGAGCGUUGGCGCUGUUUUCUUAUGGCUUUUACCGAUUGUCGUAGGCUGGCUUCAGGUAUCCCCGAAAUGUGACUUCAACCGCGUCAAGAAAGCCCUCGAUAAAGCCAACGAGGUUGCUUACGUCGCUACAUCUGAUCCGUUUACUCCCAUUCCCGCUUCAAAGAUCUCCGGUAGACGUGCCUUCUCUCUUCGAAGAUUCCGCCGUCGCAGCUCCUUAUUCCGUGACGAACAGAGUUCUGCCCCGAUAUGCAACUACGCCAGAGUACUACCUUGGAAUGACGCGGUAGAAACCGUAGCGGAGACGUUCUGGUAUGCGUCGGAGAAUAGGGAAAUGAACGUCCCGGUGAAUUCGGACGUCGUGAGGUGGGACGUAGGUGCCGACGUGGUAGCUAUCGUGCCCGGUGUGGGUGAGUCUGAUGAGCGGAUGGGGAGCUUGGCUCGGGUCGAGCGAUACUGCACUACUAUUCUGGCACCAACAAGAGCAGUGUAUCCUCCCCGCAGUACGAGCGUCCAUCCCCGAGAAGACAGUAUGGCCAUGCUACGGGAUUGUGAACAUUCUCAAGAGCCACGCACGCCUCGGUGGGACCAUGAAGUCUUAAAGAGGAUGUUCAUUGCCUCUCUACUUGGACUCGCCCUUCAAUGGGGCACUGUCGGCGCCGGUGUCGUUGCUCUGUGGUUCACUCCCGCCACCGGGCUCGGCUGCCGAAGCGCCUCUUUCGUCCUCUACGCCUCCCUCGCCACAAUCGUCUGGUUCCUUAUGCUCGUAUCCUCCUUCCUCACCCACUACUCAAGCUUCAAUGAUCCAUCCCUCUCUGAUCGCCCAUCCAGACGGCACCUCCGUAUUUCCGAACACCGGUCCAAACUCGUUGGAAGGAUCGCCAUAUUCCUCCGUCGACUCGGCAAGGUCGUUGCAACGGCCAACGCGACGUGGAUCGUGACGACCUGCGUGCUUCAGUUCAGCACGUUCUACGAUAGGUGUUAUUGUAAUAGCAGUAUUUUUAGUCGGAGGGGGGAUGCAUAUGUGGUGCUGAAGUUGACACCGGAUGUGGUUCCCGGGUUGAGGACUGCAUGGAUUGGGGCGCUGGUUCUCGCUUUGGGGAGUGCCUUCAUCUACGAGGCUGUCUUGUUGACGGUGAUUGAUCCACCGCUGCCAGAUACGGAGUCAUAG